Molecule: messenger RNA, 1077 nt
Organism: Cyphellophora europaea CBS 101466
Lineage: Eukaryota; Fungi; Ascomycota; Eurotiomycetes; Chaetothyriales; Cyphellophoraceae
Exons: 1
Coding region: 1-1077 (358 amino acids)
Biological process (GO): regulation of DNA-templated transcription
Molecular function (GO): DNA-binding transcription factor activity, RNA polymerase II-specific; zinc ion binding
Source: RefSeq, a predicted model, not a curated record
AUGCCGAAAGCCGCGGGUGUCUUGGUACUGAGGAAGGCAUGUGUCUCGUGUACGAAAUCAAAGCGGCGAUGUAUCGUACAACUGCCGAAAUGUGUGCGCUGUGCCUCUAAGAACAUCUCCUGCGUAUUUGAGUUGCAGCCACUGGUCAAAGAUAACACGACCGCUGCCGCUCAAGCGCUUCCAGAUCUGGCAAUAACCACUUCUGCUAACGGACCAUGCUGCUCCACGCUCUGCUGGCUAGAUCUGGUGAGCAGGCCGGAAUUCGCCGAUCGCAUCAAGCUCGUGCGCAUGGAUCACGGCCUCAUGCAUCUUAGCCCAGCCCAUCCCGCCAUGGAAAUUCAGGUUGAUCCAGAGACUGAAAACUACUUAAUGAACGAGCUGCAACGAAUUCCCAGCCUGGCAGCUGCCGGUCAAAUCAAUGCCUUCAUCCAUCCCAAGCUGCGGAUGAAGAAUGUGCGAGACCACGUUGACGUGAUUCUGGCCGCGUGCCGAGGCGACGAACAGCUGGAGCAUUCUUUCAAAGACCUGGUGCAGACGGAAGUGGCCAAAGAGGAUCUGGAGGGCUUACUGGCGGCAGUCCAGUCGCUUAUGCUCUACCUUGUCAUCGCGCUGAAUGGCCCGGACAGCACUAAUCGUGCUUGGGGCGAGGGCCUGCUUCCACUGCUGAAGAAUUGGAUCGAAGCGUUGUUGAUAUCGGCAAGAGAGAAAAUGCCCCAACACCACAGUCCGUGGCGGUCAUGGAUAUUGGCCGAAAGCGUGCGCCGGACUAUUAUCGUCGGAUUCGUCAUUGGAUGUGCCUUCCAGCACGUGCGGCUUGGCUAUUGCGUGCAUAAGCUCUUUGUAGAGUCUCUGCCAUUCGAUGCGAGACCUGGACUGUGGGUGGCUCGAUCACCUCAGGCUUGGAGUGCUUCUGCAGGCCAUUCAAUAGGCGCCAAGGUGGGCGAGCAGCUGACCAGUUUCCACGACUUCGCGCUUAGCUAUCCACAUGUAAGCGAAAGCGCUAACCACGAUCCGCUGCAGAGGAUCAUCCUUGUGGCUCAUUAUGGAAAGUGGAGGAUCGUUGAGCGGAUGGGUUAG